AUGCGUCAUUCUUUAGAAUUGAGUUUUCGUGGAUAGCAUGCAAGAAACCAAUGCUCAAGUAGUUCAUCUGAUUCAGCCUUCUAAAAUAUCUGAAAUACUGAAAACUACGUUAACUGGUGGUCUGUAUAUUGCGUUGUUACUUGCUAACGACGGUUCUUUGGUAGCAGGUGCAAGUAUACCUAACGAGGAUGACAAGCCAAGUACAGACUUGGUUGAAAACAACUGGUCUUCCGUUGGAGCACUUGUAGCCGGUACUUGGUCGAUUUUGGAAGAUCGUGCGAGAAACUUCUACGUGGGGGAAGGAAUAGGAGAGGAUUACCUUAUGUUGGAUUGUGCAAAGGGUAAGAUAUGUGUGGCUAAAGUGGAAGAUUUCUUGGCGUGUUUGGUUGCAGAAGAGACUGUUGAACUUGGCUUAUUAAAGGCAAAAAUGAAAGGGUUAUCAGGGUACCUGAAAGAAGAGUUGUCUUUUGUUGAAGAAGCGUUCAAAUAGUUUUUUGUAUAAAAAAUUUUAAUUUUAU
Molecule: messenger RNA, 518 nt
Organism: Galdieria sulphuraria
Lineage: Eukaryota; Rhodophyta; Bangiophyceae; Galdieriales; Galdieriaceae
Exons: 6
Coding region: 38-490 (150 amino acids)
Biological process (GO): positive regulation of TOR signaling; cellular response to amino acid stimulus
Cellular component (GO): Ragulator complex
Molecular function (GO): guanyl-nucleotide exchange factor activity; molecular adaptor activity
Source: RefSeq, a predicted model, not a curated record